Molecule: messenger RNA, 1032 nt
Organism: Trichoderma gamsii
Lineage: Eukaryota; Fungi; Ascomycota; Sordariomycetes; Hypocreales; Hypocreaceae
Product: short-chain dehydrogenase
Exons: 2
Coding region: 1-1032 (343 amino acids)
Source: RefSeq, a predicted model, not a curated record
AUGGGUGCCAAGUCACACAAACCCAGCAAGGCUCAGGCAGAGCUCGUCCCUAAUCAGCUGAAAGAUCUUCCAAUAGCCCUUACAGCCGAAGAAUGCAGAGGCAAGACUUAUAUCGUCACGGGUGCCAACGGAGGCCUUGGCUAUGAAGCCACCAAGCACCUCGUCCGUCUUGAAGCUGCCAAAGUCAUCAUCGGCGUGCGCAAUGCGGAAGCUGGCAAGGCCGCAAAAUCAACAAUCGAGGCAGAGACGAACCGCAAAGAUAAAAUCGAAGUGUGGGAUCUUGACUUGGCCUCGUAUGGCUCUGUCAAGGCCUUUGCCAAGAAGGUUGAAAGCCUGGAGCGGAUUGAUGCGCUCGUUUUGAACGCGGGCGCUUUGAUAUCGGCCUGGGAGGUGAAGGAGGGCAACGAGUCCAACAUCACCAUCAACGUGAUGUCUAACUUUCUGCUGGCCGUGUCAGUCCUCCCGCACCUCCAGGCUAUUGCGAAGCAGCAUGAGAUUAAACCGCAUUUGGUGUUUGUCGGCUCCGUGGGCGGACUCUUCACCGGCGAACAGGUCAAGAAGUUUUCCAAGACGGACAUCUUGGAUGACUUGAACGACCAGGCAAAAUGGAAGCGCGACAUGCCUGAUCGUUACACCGUGUCCAAAUUUCUGGAGCAUAUUGCCACGCGAGAGCUGGCGGCUCUUGUGCCAGUCUCUGAAAGCGGCGUCGUCAUCAACGUCGUUGAUCCUGGCAUGUGCAAGACUAAUCUGACCAGGAAUGUGAGCUUCUUCGACCGCAUCAAGGGGUGGCUCGCUAAGGCGGCGAUGGGACGGACGGCCGAGAUGGGUAGUCGGACGUUGAUUCAUGGUAUUGCGGCUAGUGAGGAGAGCCAUGGGAAAUACUUGACUGCCUGUGAGAUUCGAGAGGACCAUAUUCCAGAAUGGAUGACGGACGAGUCGGGCAAGGUGCUACAGAAACAAAUUUGGACAGAGCUGGCUGAGAGAUUGGACAAGAUUCAGCCUGGCGUGGUGGCUGCUAUCAUCCAGAACUAG